This is a messenger RNA of Octopus bimaculoides (California two-spot octopus), 2109 nucleotides long. RefSeq lists its product as uncharacterized. The record is from RefSeq and is a predicted model, not a curated record. Lineage: Eukaryota; Metazoa; Mollusca; Cephalopoda; Octopoda; Octopodidae. Gene Ontology annotation, cellular component: membrane.
UUGACCUUAUGUAAGUCGCGCUUAGAACCAUAUGAAUACUCUCUUAAAACUAUAUGAAUACUCUCACCGUUGAAGAGGUGUCAAUAAAUAGAUAAUUUGUUUUUCAAACGUUGACUUAUUCCCGCUUCAUAAAAUGAUAUGACCAUUUGAGUUUUAACACGAUACGAUAUGGUUUCAUGCAAAUAUGCAUGGAAUUUGUUCAUAGGCUGAGCAACUACACAACAUUACAAUUGAAACUGAAAAUCAACUGCAGCGAUCUCUAUGGUCAAUUUAGGUCAUGUUGAAUGUAAUGUUCUCCUUCGUUCCACACUUGACCACUCCACCAUAAAACAGAGACCAUUAUUCAAUAUUUCACAUGGGUCUAAAAUGAAAGUAAUUUCCCAAAGUAGUUACUUGCAUUCAAGUACAUUAACCAAACCUUAAAAAUACAUAACAAAAAGAACAUACAGCGUUUGAAUAUACAGCUCUUGUUUACGUGUAAGCUGUUCAUGUACUGUUUAUAUGCUGCAAAUAAAACUGUAACACGCCAUAAAGAAACCUUCCCACGAUAGUGACGUAACCUGUCAGGUUGCUUAUAUAGUUACUGCUAACGAUAUGAGCACAAGUUCACACAAAGAGGAAUAUUACUACUAUUGCGAGAAAGGCGAGGAGGAUCACGAAUAUUUUCGGAUUUUACCAUUUCAGUGUAUUAUCACUAGCUGCCACGAAGUAGCGGAGGUUCACAAACAUGGAAGCCAAUAAAACAAAGACUGAAGAACCGAACGAUGGUCCACCAGAAUACUACGAAAACCCUGGAUACUCAUCUGCUUUUGAGCAUCCUACGACUUCUGGUCAUCCCACACAACCUGGAUAUCCACCACAACCCAGAUAUCUGUCACAACCUGAAUAUCUACCACAACCGGGAUAUACGCCACACCCUGGUUAUCCACCACAACCCGGAUAUCCACCACAAACCGGAUAUCGCCCACCACAUGCAAAUCAAAUAACAAUGGGAUAUACCCCAUCGCCCUAUUAUCCUUCAACUAUACCAGUGCAACAACAACCAUUAUUACAACAACAACAAAGUGUUAUUAUACAAAACCAGCAACCACAAUAUAUUGACAAUAAGUUGACUGUAGCAAUUCUUGUCACCAUUUUCUGCUUUUUUCCAACAGGCAUUCCUGCUAUUAUUUAUGCAUCUAAAGCAAACACAAGGAUCCGAAAUGGAGAUAUAUCAGGUGCAAACGAAGCAAACACGAAUGCAAGACGAUUUAUCAAAGUGACACAACAACCUAGGGAGCCAACUUUGCUCCACCAAGUCACUCCGAAUAUACUGGAUACUCUUCUAUUGCUGGGCAUCCUACAGCAUCUAGAUAUCCCCCCAUCACUUGGAUAUCCAACAGCAUCAAGAUAUACCCCACUAUCUGGUUACUCUUCACUUUAUCCAGAGCAGCAACAGUCACGAUUCAAAGGUCCCGUUUCUAAAACACAAAAACUGACGAACCGAACAAUGAUCCACCAGAAUACGAUGAAAAAUCUGGAACCACAUCUGCUUUUGAGAAACCUUUGGCUUCUGAACAUCCUGAACAACCUGGAUAUCCACCGCCACCACCAUAUACACCACUACUCGGAUAUGAACCACAACCCGGAUAUCCACCACAACCCGGAUAUCCACCACAAUUCGGAUAUCCACUACAACCCGGAGAUCCACGACAACCCGGAUAUCCACCGCAAUUUGGAUAUCCACCACAACCUGGAUAUCCACCACAACCCGGAUAUCCACCACAACUCGGAUAUCCACCACAACCCGGAUACCUGUCACAACCACCACCUGUGCUACAACAACCACAGCAACAACAACAACAACAGUCGGUUAUUAUACAAAACCAGCAACCACAAUAUGUUGACAAUAAGUUAACUGCAGCAAUUCUUGUCACAGUUUUCUGCUUUUUCCCAACAGGCAUUCCUGCUAUUAUAUUUGCAUCUAGAGCAAACUCAAUGGCCCAAAUUGGAGAUAUAGCAGGUGCAAACGAAGCAAACUUCAGAGCAAGACAUUUCAUCAGAAUAUCAGUAUUUCUUGGUGUUCUUGUUACGUUUGCAGUUUUACUACCCAUUGUUGUAACAGUUGCG